CGUCAAUGGAAAAUCGAAACGCGUACGAAACCCACCUGGUCUCCUCGACUGACUCACCCGAGUUCGCUCACUUGACUCGGGCCCUGACUCGUUCAUCACUCGUCGCACUCGACGCGGAAUGGAAGCCAACUCGGACUCGGCAAUCCACCUUCCCCACUGUGUCCCUUCUCCAACUCGCGUGUCGACUCAGUCCCAGACUCGUUGGGAGCUCGAAUGAGCUGCUACUGCCCGAAGAAGAAUCGGUGGUUUUCUUGGUGGACCUUAUUUUGAUUCCUCCACCUUCAAUCUGGGAAUUGUUGAGAGACCUCUUUGUAUCCCCGGAUAUUCUGAAAUUGGGUUUUAGAUUCAAGCAGGAUUUGGUGUACUUGUCAUCAACUUUCAGCUCCCAUGGAUGUAAUCUUGGAUUUGAUAAGGUGGAACCAUUUUUGGACAUUACAAGUAUAUACAAUCAUCUACAAGACAAACAACCUGAAAGGAGAAUAUCAAAGGAUAUCAAAAGUUUAGCUACUAUCUGCAAAGAAGUCUUAGGCAUCUCUCUUUCAAAGGAACUUCAAUGUAGUGACUGGUCAGUUCGUCCUCUUACAGAAGAACAAAGAACGUAUGCUGCUCUGGAUGCACACUGCUUGCUUGAUAUAUUUGAAGUAUUUCAGGCCAAGGUCAUCAAAGAAGGUAAUAUAAUUCAGAAUGUUCCUGAUCAACUUUCCUCGAUUUCAAUUCUUGGGUUGAAAGAGAUUCUUGAGGAAGAUGACUUGUGUAAUAAAAUAAUGAAGACGGGAUUUGUUGAAGCCGUGGAUGUAGUUCGAGCUACUGCUUGUUCUGAUGUUUCUCGAGAAAUAGCCUCAGAAGAAGGAAUGGUUAUGAGAUCUCAACAUAGGAGUAGUUUGCCUAUGGGUGAAUCCCUGUUGAAUGUAGUGAAAAAAUAUGGUGAAAAACUUUUAUUGGAAGAAUCUGAUAAAAACCCAAAAAAAUCAAGAAAGAAAGGCAGAAGACGACCUUCAGCUAGUUUGAUUCGAAAAGAAAGGCUGUUAGAAAUUUCAGAUGAAUGGCAAGGCCCCCCACCAUGGGAUUUGUCCGUGGGAGGAAAUGGAUGCCCAAAGUUUCUAUGUGAUGUGAUGGUUGCAGGGUUGGCAAAACAUUUAAGAUGUGUUGGAAUGGAUGCUGCAAUCCCAUGUUCAAGAAAACCUGAUCCCAGGGAGUUAAUAGAUCAAGCGCUCAAAGAGAAUAGAGUGCUCUUGACACGGGAUGCUAAGCUUCUGAGAUAUGGUUAUAUACUAAAUAAUCAAAUAUAUAGGGUGAAGAGUCUUCUGAAAAAUGAACAACUACUUGAGGUCAUAGAAACUUUUCAGCUGAAAGUCAGUGAGGAUCAAUUGUUGUCAAGGUGCCCCAAAUGCAAUGGUAGAUUUAUCCAAAAACCAUUAUCGACUGAAGAGGCUGUGGAAGCUGCAAAAGGUUUCCAACGAAUUCCAGAUUGCUUGUUUGACAAAAACUUAUUGUUUUGGCAGUGCAUGAACUGUAAGCAACUUUACUGGGAGGGAACCCAGUAUAAGAAUGCAAUCCAGAAAUUCAUAGACGUUUGCAAUUUGAAUAACAUAACUCCAAAUUUGUAAUCAUUGUCUACACAGUUAUGUCAUUUGGUUUGGGCAAAUGUCUUUGUCGGUUAUACUUGUAAUAUACUCAUUUACAUUCAUGUGUUUUAAGUAAAGUACGUCACUUUUUUUAUUUA
Cannabis sativa is the source of this 1723-nucleotide messenger RNA. RefSeq lists its product as uncharacterized. Gene Ontology annotation, molecular function: nucleic acid binding; 3'-5' exonuclease activity. The transcript is spliced from 8 exons. The record is from RefSeq and is a predicted model, not a curated record. Bases 6 to 1607 code for a protein of 533 amino acids. Gene Ontology annotation, biological process: nucleobase-containing compound metabolic process. Lineage: Eukaryota; Viridiplantae; Streptophyta; Magnoliopsida; Rosales; Cannabaceae.